GAGAGAGAGAGAGAGUUGAGAAACGCGCUUGAAAAAGGAGAGGAGAUGUCAGCGCAGAUAGCGGUCUGCUUCUCGACUCCGGUUGGGAUCCACGUGGCUCGCUUUUUCAAACGUAUCUGUAUCGAACUUUGUAUAUAUAAUGUAAUCUUACGAGCCAACAGCUCCGAGAAGAAGGACCAGAAACCAGAACUAGAAGAAGAAGAAGAAGAAGCAGGGCAACCAUGGCGGAUGAAGUAGAUGACUUCAACUUCGAGCAGAGACACGGCAAAUCGAGGGUGAGAGUUGCCAGGGUUUGGAGGAACAACAAAGACGGACGUCAUUUCAUCGUUGAAUGGAACGUCAGCAUAAGCCUACUCUCCGAUUGCUUAGCCGCUUAUGUUCGCGGUGACAAUUCCAACAUCGUCGCCACCGAUACUAUCAAGAACACUGUAUAUGCGAAAGCGAAGGAAUGUUCGGAACAACUCUCAGUGGAGGAAUUUGCUAUUGAACUUGCAAAACAUUUCACAUCAUUUUACCAGCAGGUACAUGCUGCCAUUGUUAAGAUAGUGGAAAAGCCAUGGGAGCGUGUGUCUAUAGAUGGUCAAGAACAUGAACAUGGUUUUAAACUUGGAUCUGAGAAGCACACAACAGAGGCGACAGUAAAGAAGUCUGGAGCACUGACGUUGACUUCUGGUAUCGAAGGCUUGACUUUGCUAAAGACAACAAAGUCAGGUUUUGAGGGAUUUGUUAGGGACAAAUACACAAUUCUUCCUGAGACACGAGAGAGGAUCCUGGCUACAGAGGUUACUGCAUCAUGGAGGUAUUCUUAUGAGUCCGUCUUUAGCACUCCUAGGAAGCCACUUUACUUUUCAGAGAGAUACCUCGAUGUGAAAAGGGCAUUGACUGAAACUUUUUAUGGUCAUCCAAAAGAGGGAGUAUACAGCGCUUCUGUUCAAAGUACUCUUUAUGACAUGGCAAAGUCUGUUCUCAACAGGAUUCCAGAUAUAUCAUCAGUACAACUUAAAAUGCCAAAUCUCCAUUUCUUACCUGUUAAUAUGUCUAACAAAGAUAAUAACAUUGUGAAGUUUGAAGAUGAUGUGUACUUACCCACAGAUGAACCUCAUGGAUCAAUUGAAGCUAGCUUAAGCCGCUUCUGGUCAAAAUUGUAAUGUUGACCAUGCUAAUUCUCAGGAGUUGUCACAGUUCUCUUAAUAAAAAAUUGUGGAAAUAAAAAAUCUAGACAGUUUGAUGGGUGCAUAGUUACAAUCGCAUAUGUUUAAACUAUAUAAUCUCCUCUGAAUGAAAUAACGGUGUUUGAGUUAUUUAUUUA
Messenger RNA from Ziziphus jujuba (common jujube), 1309 nucleotides. RefSeq names its product uricase-2 isozyme 1. Lineage: Eukaryota; Viridiplantae; Streptophyta; Magnoliopsida; Rosales; Rhamnaceae. Gene Ontology annotation, molecular function: urate oxidase activity. The transcript is spliced from 8 exons. Gene Ontology annotation, biological process: urate catabolic process; purine nucleobase catabolic process. The record is from RefSeq and is a predicted model, not a curated record. Gene Ontology annotation, cellular component: peroxisome. The coding region runs from base 222 to 1148 and encodes 308 amino acids.